AUGAGUUUGUUAAGCUACAACUUCCGGGGGCUUGGCAACCAACGGGCAGUUGGAAGGCUUAAAAAGCUGCUAAAUAAUGAGGCUCAUGAUAUAGUUUUUCUAAUGGAAACCAAGAGAAGUGCGGAGGAGAUGCAGGUUGUUAAGAGUCGGUUGGGUUUUUCGGAAAGUUAUUUUGUGGAUUCGGAGGGGAGAGCAGGAGGGCUAGCACUAUUGUGGAAUGACAACAUUGGAGUUACUGUUCUGUCGGCUUCGCUACAUCACAUCGAUUGCAUAAUCAAAGGCCUAUUUUGUGAGGAGGAGUGGCGCCUCACUUGUUUCUAUGGGUGGGCAAGCGCCCCGGACAAACACCUAUCAUGGGAGCUCCUUCGUUCUAUCAGGAACGCAUCCCUACUCCCAUGGUUAGUUGUAGGGGAUAUGAAUCAGAUUCUCUUUGAAGCUGAAAAAGAGGGCGGGCAACCUCGGAGCCAACGGGAGAUGGAUGAAUUUCGUGAGGCCAUGGACGAGUGUGGGUUGAUUGAUUUGGGAUACUUUGGGAAGCCAUUUACUUGGUGGAAUAAACAAACAGAGCAAUUCGCAGUGUUUGAGAGGCUGGAUAGGGGAGUUGCAUCGCUUGAAUGGAUACAACUGUUACCUCACAUUGGUGUAAUCCAUCGCCCUAGUGACAAAUCAGACCAUAUCCCAAUAGAGCUAACCACAAUGCCCAGGAGUGGAACGCCUCGUAACCGAUGCAAGCCUUUUCGCUUUGAAGACAUGUGGUUAUCUUCUCCGGACUGUGAAGAGGUUGUGAAGGGAGCGUGGACAAGUACAGUAGGGGAUGCGAAUGACGUGCUUGGGAAGAUCUGUAAUCCCCCGUAA
Spinacia oleracea (spinach) is the source of this 855-nucleotide messenger RNA. RefSeq lists its product as uncharacterized. The coding region runs from base 1 to 855 and encodes 284 amino acids. Gene Ontology annotation, molecular function: catalytic activity. NCBI's taxonomy places the organism in Eukaryota, Viridiplantae, Streptophyta, Magnoliopsida, Caryophyllales, Amaranthaceae. The transcript has a single exon. The record is from RefSeq and is a predicted model, not a curated record.